AUGACCGGCCCGGGGGUGUGGUCACACUUGUGCUUGCCGAGGGGCCAGGUCUCGGGCUCCAUCCUGACGCGCAUGGCGCUCAACGGCAACCAGGUCGGGAAUGACCACAUCGACCAUGCGAUCGCACGUUUCGCGAUCGCCUUCAAGACCUACAACUACUUGGGCGUGCAGCACGAGAACGUCGGGCUGCCGACCAACACUUUCCAUUACACUGGGAUCCACCCCGACGACGAGGACCACCCGAACUCCGCCAACGAAAUCAGGGUGCCCCUCCACCGGACGAACAUCUUCAACAAGAGCGCCGCGGCUGUUGCCGCCUCUCGCCGUGCCCUGAGGCUCCCUCCAUGCCUCAUCGGCGGCGCGGGGCCGCGCAGGCGCUAA
Messenger RNA from Prorocentrum cordatum, 381 nucleotides. NCBI's taxonomy places the organism in Eukaryota, Dinophyceae, Prorocentrales, Prorocentraceae. The record is from the annotation of a GenBank genome assembly.